GUUGUCGUAGUGGUGGUUGUAGUCUCGAUGGUGGGAUUUUUCUCGCGUAUUAAGAAGGAAAAAAAAAAUAAAACAUAAGAAAGCAGAAAUCGGACGGGGAAAAAAUAAAAUUUUAGAAAAAUAAGAAAAUUUCCAAAUAAAAGAAAAAAUUUUGUGUUCAAAAAUUUUCAUUUAAAAAAAAAACACGUUUUGUGUGUUUUUUUUUUUUGGUUUUUUUUUUCGGUUCUUUUGAAUGUUGUGUAUGAUUAAUAUUGUAACAUUUAAUCAUCGUUUAUAGUGUAUAUUUAAAAAAUUAUUCCUAUAUAUGAUUUUUUUAUUAAUAUAGUGUUCUAUUAUUGCCUACCUCUGAAAAACAAUUUUAAAUAACAAUAUUUAUGUGCUAUAAUGAGGAGGAAUUAAAGAAAAAGGAAAUUAUAAAGAAGAAAUUCCAGAAAAUCAAAAGUAUUAUUGAGAAAAACUCGAAAAAAGAAUAUUUUCAUUUUUUUUCACUUGUUGUUUUUUUAUAUUAUAUGCCCACCCUUGGUUUUGGUUCACAAUACAUUACUGUAUAUAAACUACAAUAUAUAUUUGAAAGGGAAGGGAUGGGAGAUUUAUAUGCACAAAAAAUCAGAAUAACAUCAUAAUAAAAAAAAAAAAGAAAUACAAAAAUUUUAUCCCUUUCAUAUGCCAACUACUACUAUAUACAUAAUAAGUUAAGUCAAAUAAAAUAAAAUUUUUAAUUUUUCAAACCAAAAAUUUAAUUUCGAUGUAAAAAAAAGGAAAAUAAAGAAGUAAUUGGAUAAAAUAAAAAUAUAAUAAGAAGGCAAAAUUUAAAAUUACAAUAAUUGAACUUAAAAAAAAAUUCCAGUUGUUGUGAAAAACAAAAAUAAUUGCAUAUAUAUAUAUAUAUAUAUAGAUAAAAUACUUAAAAAUUUCACAUAUAUACCUACCUUAAUCCAAAUUAUAACCAUCAUUAAUAACCAAUUUUUUCAACAAGGACUACCAGAGUUUUGAAAAAAAAAAAACAAAAUCAACAUUAAUUCAAGAUUAUUUUUUCCUGCAAAAAAAAUAAAAUUCAUACAAAAAAAAUCUCGAAUUUAUAUCGCAUAUAUAUAUAUACAUAUAUAUAGAUAUAUACAUAUAUAUAUAUAUAGAGAAGAAUAAAUAUACACAAGCAGAAGAAGAAGAAGAAGAAGAAAAAGGAGGAGUGUUGAAGCCUCAAGAAUAUUGGACAUUUGACAUACACUUGCUUAAAGAAUGUUUUUUUAAAAAAAAAUUAAUAAUAUUUUGGUAAAUAUUUAUAUAUAUAUAUAAAUAGUGUAAGUAUAAGGAAAUGUGUAAUAUAAGGAAAAUAAUUUGUAUAUAACAUAAAAGUAAUUUGUAUAUCUAUAUUAUAUUAUAAAAGUCAAAUUCGAUGGCGCAACCAUCGUGUAUUUUCGCUUAUAUUCUUAAUCUUCGGAAGAAUAACAUAGAAAAAGAAAACGAAAACAAAAAAAUUUUUAUUCUGAAUUCUCCCAACAUUUUAGGUUGUUGAAUUCUGUUAUAAAUUUGACAAGAGUUUCUUUUCUUCCAUCUUGAAGAUGUUAACAUAAAUAUUAAUAUAAACAUAUAGUAGUUAUACAAUAUAGAUUGUAUAUAAAUAUGAGUGAAAAUAUACAAAAAUAUGAGAUAUAUGAAAUUAAUUUUAUAUAGUAUAACAGUUUUUGUUAUAAUAUAUAUUGAAAUUUAACUUAUAUAUUAAAUUAAUUGUUACAACUAAGCAAAUGUUAGACAUUAAAAUAUGGAAUGAAAUUUGAAAAACAACAAAUAUAUGUAUAUAUAUGUGCCCAUCAUACAUACAUUUACAAAGGAUGAAAGGAUAAAAGGGAUGAAAACUAUUUGAAUUAUAUAAUUGAUUAAUUUGUAUAGCAAUACAAUUUGUAAAGUCCUGUAUUCAUAUGCAAAAUUAUAUAUACGGUUACAAUAAUAAAUAAAUGAGUUUGGAAAACAAAUAUCAUUUAAAAAAAAUUUUACUAAACUGUUAUACAAAAAUAAUAUACAGAAAUAAUAAACAUUAAUGUCAUCAUAAUUGUCAGUUUAAAAACAUAAUAGAAUAUUAAAAAAUGUGUGUAUGAAAACCAAAAAUAAUCAAUUAUUGUUCCUACAACUUCAAAUCACAAUUUAUUCAAUAAGAAGAAAAAGUGUUAUAAUUACAAAAUUUAAACAAAAAAGGGACUCCAAUGGGUAUAGACAAGAAACUAAAGUAAAUCAGAAUUACAACAAAACAACAGAAUUUAUUACGAGUUUCCAUUUUCAAAAAUUUUUGAAUAUUUUAUAGAAAGUGAAAAAAUAAUUUAAAAAACUAAACUCUAACUUAGUGUGCGUAUAACAAAACAGUUAAUUUAAUUUUUAAUCUAAAUUUAUUUUUUUUUGUUUGUUUUGUGUGGUAAAAAAAAAACAUUCCACCACAUAGUAUGGCCUCGGUCGCCGCUUGGCUGCCAUUUGCACGGGCGGCGGCCAUUGGUUGGGUACCGAUAGCAACACAUCCAUUACCACCACCACCAAUACCAAAAGAUCGUCGUAAAACAGAUGAUGAAAAAUUAUUAAUAAAUGUAUCUGGUAGACGUUUUGAAACAUGGCGUAACACAUUAGAAAAAUAUCCAGAUACAUUAUUGGGUUCAAAUGAAAGAGAAUUUUUUUAUGAUGAAGAUUGUAAAGAAUAUUUUUUUGAUCGUGAUCCAGAUAUAUUCCGUCACAUAUUAAAUUAUUAUCGUACUGGUAAAUUACAUUAUCCAAAACAUGAAUGUUUAACAAGUUAUGAUGAAGAAUUAGCAUUUUUUGGUAUUAUGCCUGAUGUUAUCGGUGAUUGUUGUUAUGAAGAUUAUCGUGAUCGUAAACGUGAAAAUGCUGAGCGUCUUAUGGAUGAUAAAUUAUCAGAAAAUGGUGAUCAAAAUUUAAAAGAAUUAACAAAUAUUAGACAAAAAAUGUGGCGUGCAUUUGAAAAUCCACAUACAUCAACAGCAGCAUUAGUAUUUUAUUACGUAACUGGAUUUUUUAUAGCUGUAUCAGUAAUGGCAAAUGUUGUUGAAACAGUACCAUGUGGUACAAGACCAGCACGUGCUGGUACAUUACCAUGUGGUGAACGUUAUAAAAUUGUAUUUUUUUGUUUAGAUACUGCAUGUGUUAUGAUAUUUACUGCUGAAUAUUUAUUACGUUUAUUUGCUGCACCAGAUCGUUGUAAAUUUGUUAGAAGUGUUAUGAGCAUUAUUGAUGUUGUAGCAAUAUUACCAUAUUAUAUUGGUUUAGGUUUAACUGAUAAUGAUGAUGUAUCGGGAGCAUUUGUAACAUUAAGAGUAUUUCGCGUAUUUCGUAUAUUUAAAUUUUCAAGACAUUCACAAGGUUUAAGAAUUUUGGGUUAUACACUGAAAUCGUGUGCUUCCGAAUUGGGUUUUUUAGUAUUUUCAUUAGCAAUGGCAAUUAUUAUAUUUGCAACAGUUAUGUUCUAUGCUGAAAAAAAUGUUAACGGUACUAAUUUUACAUCAAUACCAGCUGCAUUUUGGUAUACAAUUGUAACAAUGACUACACUGGGCUAUGGUGAUAUGGUACCAGAAACAAUAGCUGGCAAAAUAGUUGGUGGCGUAUGCUCUUUAAGUGGUGUGCUUGUUAUUGCUUUACCAGUACCGGUUAUUGUAUCAAACUUUAGUAGAAUUUAUCAUCAAAAUCAAAGGGCUGAUAAGCGUAAAGCACAAAGAAAAGCAAGAUUGGCUAGGAUUCGUAUUGCAAAAGCAUCUUCCGGAGCUGCAUUCGCUAGUAAGAAAAAAGCAGCUGAAGCUAGAUUAGCAGCACAAGAAUCUGGUAUCGAAUUAGAUGAUAGUUACAGAGAAGAAGAUAUUUUCGAGUUGCAACAUCAUCAUUUAUUAAGAUGUUUAGAAAAAACUACGGAUCGUGAAUUUGUAGAAUUAGAAAUUCCUUAUAAUGGUCAACCGAAACGACCUGGUUCACCAUCACCAAUGGCAUCACCAGCUCAUUCAACAAAUUCAACAGUUGGUUUAUUGCAAUCAUGUUGUGGCAGAUGUUGCUCACAGCGAUAUCAGGCUUGUGGAAAAUAUAUACCAGCUACUACAAACGCUCAAAAUAAUCAAGGAGGUCAGGGAAUGGAUGGAACAUAUUUGGUUGAAGCAUCAUUUUAAAAUAUAUAUAUAUAUAUAUAAAUUUCUGCCUGCAAAUAUAAAAUUUCAAGCUGCAUAAUAAUAGCGAACAUAUAAAAUAUUUCAUUAUAAAAAAAAAAAAUAAAACAAAAUAAAAUAUAAAAAAAAUUAGGAAAAAAUCAAACCCGCCAAAUUGGCUAUAAUUAAUUAAUUGCGCGAAAGCUAUAUGUGUAGAUAAAACAAAUGACAAACCAUACAGAAAUAUCUGUAAAUUGUAAAACGCAACAUUAUAUAUGUAUGUAUAUAAAUUAUAUUCGUAAUAAUAACAAUAUAUAAAUUUUUUACAAAAUUUGUUAUACUAAUAUUUUCUAUUUUAUAUUUAAUUUAUUAAAUGUUAUGUAGGAUCUUUAAGUUUUUCAUUUUAUACUAUUACUAACAUACUUUAUUCAAUAAACUAUAAAUUUUAAGUUUAACACCAUUUAAAUUUUCUUAAAUUUAUUAACGCUAUACAAAACUUAUUAUAAAUUUUAAUAGUAUUUGAUGAUUCCAUAUAUUAUAUUAAAAAUAAAUUAAUAAUACUCAAAUUUCGUAUAUUAAAAUGAUACAUGCACAACCUUAGUUAUCGAAAUUUUUUAAUAAAUUACCAGGUAAUCAAGCUCCUAUAACAUAGUACUUCUAUAUAAUGCGGUUUUGUUACAACACGGUUCAUAAAAUUCCGAAAAUUUCCUAUAUGACAUGGUACUUCUAUAUUUUAACGCGAUACUUUUAUAUAACACCGUUCGAAAAAGGCGAAAAAAUUUUCUAUAUAAGAUGGUACUUCCAGAUACAACGCGGUACAUUUAUACAACACAAUUUCCUAUAUAUAACGCGAAAUUUUUUAGAAAAUAUCUAAUCGAACGGGGUUGUAAGAGGGUUUGUACCUGCACAAAUCCAUAUUGUAUUUAAUAAUAAAUUUUAGUAAUUAUAAUAUAGUUUUAAUUAAAAUAUUUGGAGGUAAAUAUAUAAUUUAUUUAAAUAUUUUUUUAAAUAUAUGUAUAUAUUUUGCUUUAUUAUAUAUAUAUUUUAUUUACUAUGUAUAUUUUGUAUAUGUUUGUACUUGUAUAUUUCGUUUUUAUAAUUUAAAGUUAUUGAUUAUUAAUAUGUAUUUUUUUUGAGAUUUUCAAUUAAUAUAAUUGAAUAGUAAUAUGUACAUAUAUAUAUAUAUAAUAAUAUUCAUUAUGUUUAUUGUCCAAUAUUGCAUAUAAAUAUACAUAAUUAUUAUUAACUAGUUAUUGUUUAUAUGUAAUUAUAUAUGUAUUAAUAAAAGUAUAUAUAGUCGGUUAUAAAAAAUAAAAAAACAUACAUAUGAUUAUUAAAGUAGUAACCAAAAAAUAAAUAUGGCGGGACGUAUAUAUGUGCAAAUAAAAAUAUGAAAAGAAACCCAAAAAAAAUAAAAUGUGUUCAAAAAGAAGCGAGAUUUAAUUCUGAAUUUUCAUUUUAUAUAUAGAAGAGUCAUCCAAGAUGCACGUCAAUAUAUAACGAUUUCAUUCAAGUAUAUAGUGGAAAAUAAAUAUAUGUACUUUACAAUAUAACACAUAUAUUGAAACAUAUAUGUGUUUGAAGUUGACAGUGAACACUUAAUCUAAAACUUUUAAACAAUAUAAUGUGAACGCAUCUAUUUUGUAAAAUUUUUAAUACACUUGCGUAAAAUUUUAAUUUUAAAAUAUAAUAUCUAUAAAGUAUAUAUUCCAUAGCCCUCAUACACUAUACUAUAAUAUUUAAUUUCAUCCAUUAUAAGAAAAGUCAGAGAUUUUUUUGGGUAAAGUGAGGUGUAUAACAUUUUAGAUCUCGUGUAAUUAAAAAGAAAUUUUAGAAGAAGAAAGAAAAUCAUACCUAUCAUACCCUUUCGAGAAUAAUUAUAUGGUAUAUAGAAUCGUGUGUAUAACAUGAAUAUUUACUUAACAUCUUCGGGCGUCUUUCAGAAAAAUAUUUCAAAAAUUAAUUUAUAUCAAAAUUUAACUUACGUAUUUUCGAUAAAACAUCGGGCGUACUCUUAAUAUUUUCAUUUUUCGGUUAACACUUUAAUAAUAUAUAACAAUAUGUUAUUUAAAUUGAAA
Molecule: messenger RNA, 6202 nt
Organism: Condylostylus longicornis
Lineage: Eukaryota; Metazoa; Arthropoda; Insecta; Diptera; Dolichopodidae
Gene: Shal
Product: potassium voltage-gated channel protein Shal
Exons: 6
Coding region: 2433-4148 (571 amino acids)
Biological process (GO): protein homooligomerization; potassium ion transmembrane transport
Cellular component (GO): membrane; voltage-gated potassium channel complex
Molecular function (GO): A-type (transient outward) potassium channel activity; protein binding
Source: RefSeq, a predicted model, not a curated record